AUGAACAUCCAAGCUCUUCUCCUGGUCGCGGCUUCCAUGACCGCUCGCGCCUCCGCCGAGUUCACCGUCACCUCCGGAACCACCGAAGCCGCCACCUCCACCUCGGAGAACGCGGCCUUCGUCAAGCAGUGGACGCUGAACGCGGCCAACUCCGCCGACACCAUCGACUCCAUCGACCUGGACCUUGCCGGUCGCGUGUACGUGAGCUAUGUGAGUGGCCUGCCGAGCGGCGUGCUCGGCUACGUGAACGUGACAGGCGACUCGCAGACGGUGGUCGACGCAGUGACGGUGAGCAACGACGACGACAACGACAAUGACAAUGACGACAAUGACACGAACGACACGGACGGAGAGCUCAACGUCCGCAUCGGCAGCAGCACGACCGCCGCUACGACGCUCAGCGGCUACCUGCUCACGGAGAUCUUCUUGGCGUCCACCGGUGUCGUCACGGACGUCAAGAGCCAGCGGUCGGCCCAGGUGGUCGUCGAGGACGGCGUGCUGGUGUCGAGCAGCACCACCGCGGAGCUGCAGGUCGAGGCGAGCGGCUCCAGCGCCGUGUACGUGUCGGCGGCCAACACCGACGUGAGCGUGCGUCAGCUGCAGCUGGAGGCGGCCGGCACCUCGAAGAUCGAGUUCCAUGUCAAGAGCGUGUCGGUGACCGAGCUCGAGCUGGAGACGCAGGGCACCGGCACUAUCUGCACCAGCGCGGAGACGGUCACGGCCACCAACUACCAGGGCACGGACGCCAGCCGCAUCUCGAUGCCCAACACAUCCAGCAAGUACGACUCCACGGGCUCGUUCGCGUGUGACGUGUCCAGCGUCCCUGCGCGCGAGCCUUCAUGCGUGUCGAGCGCCUGUGCUUCGUCUGAUGACACCAACGCGUCCUCCACCCCUCGCCUCGCUGCGCUGGCGGCCGCUACGAUCGGUGUGGUUGCUGCCAGUCUGCUGUAG
Messenger RNA from Phytophthora sojae, 951 nucleotides. RefSeq lists its product as hypothetical. The transcript has 2 exons. The record is from RefSeq and is a predicted model, not a curated record. The coding region runs from base 1 to 951 and encodes 316 amino acids. NCBI's taxonomy places the organism in Eukaryota, Oomycota, Peronosporomycetes, Peronosporales, Peronosporaceae.